Messenger RNA from Sinocyclocheilus anshuiensis, 1605 nucleotides. RefSeq lists its product as uncharacterized. The transcript has 8 exons. The record is from RefSeq and is a predicted model, not a curated record. Gene Ontology annotation, biological process: cytokine-mediated signaling pathway. Gene Ontology annotation, cellular component: plasma membrane. The coding region runs from base 64 to 1407 and encodes 447 amino acids. NCBI's taxonomy places the organism in Eukaryota, Metazoa, Chordata, Actinopteri, Cypriniformes, Cyprinidae. Gene Ontology annotation, molecular function: protein binding; cytokine receptor activity.
CCCACUGAAAGUAACAGCUAAUGAAAUCUCUCCAUUCUUUUGUUUAAGCAUGCUGUUGUGGGGAUGCCUGUCGCUCUCCUAAACUUAUGUUUCUUUCUGUUGAUGUUGAAUGUAGAGUCUGUAGUCUCUGUCUGUGACAUCAGAGUGCAUACGAUCAAUUUCGGAUGCCAUCUUGAAUGGGAUUGCCCUGAUGCCAACCCUAAAACGACUUACACUGUCUUGAGCAAGACACACGGUACAUCAUGGGAAAAUGUUUCAGACUGCAUCCAAAUUUCUCGGCAAAGGUGUGAUCUGUCACGUGUCUUUCCAAACAUAAACAUCUACAACUUCAUCCGACUGACAUCUGAACUUCUCUGGGUGAAUGAAACUCGGGAUUGCACCCCUAUAACUGAUCCUGCUGCCAAAUUCACCCCGCCCUCCAUAACCAACUCCAUGGCCAAUGGGAGUCUCUGGGUGACGGUAAAUUUUCCUUGUGCUCCAUCCAUAAGCUGCACAUUGGAAGAUGAUGAUUAUGUGGAAGAGAAUGAGAUGGGAUGCUACUGUCCCCUAACUGAGUUUAAAAGUCUCUGGGCCACAGUCACGCUAUACAACGAACAGAACCUCUCAGACAGACAGGCAUACACCGCUGAAGUGAUGCUUGAAAACCCAUUCAAGGUGGAAUUUGGUUUUCUGACACCAGGGCAAGUGUACUGUGCUGUGGCCAACUUCACAGCUGAGGGUGUACUGACCUCUUCUCCCCCGAGCCUCCCGCAGUGUGUUUACAUACCAGCAAAGCUCGAAAGCCUCAUCGUCAUAAUUGUGUGUGCUGUUCUCAUCGUUCUUGGCCUAGUAUUUAUUCUGGUCUGGAGAAAGUGUUCCUCUUCUGAACGUCCGCUGCCCAGAUCUUUGGCUUUACUUCGAGACCUGGAACUUCAGAAUGAGACUUUCAUUGACUCCAGUAAGGUUGCACCACACAACGAGAGCUCUGAGGGUGACCACAUUUCUGUUGUAUCCUUCUCUGACUUCACACUCAUGGACAACCAGUCAUCUUACUACAACACCCAAAGCCUGGGCAACGGCUAUUACACAAGCCCCAUCGUGCACAAUCCAGACUGCAUUGAGGAAUCUGUGGGGUCUGAAGAGUUGAGCACAAAAGUCCAACACGACGAGUGUCGUCUGUUAUCAUCACAUCCAGUUCUAGAGGCAGAGCAGGCAUGUCCACAUCAGAAUCAGUGUGAGGAGACUCCAAACAUCCCUCUGAGCUCAGUGCGAGUGAAACGUACUCAACAGGACGAGACGUCAACAGAACACCCAGAGCAGUCUGAAGAUGUCAUAUGGGGAAAACUGAAUGUGAGACCAAUGGAAACAUCCAAGCAAACUGAAACUCUUGAUGUUUUUUUCCAAAAGGUUGAAUACAACGUUUUUUAGACUCGAGAUAUGGAAUUGCUUUGGGUACAAUUUUUAAUACCCGCUUUUUUGGUGCUGUUAAUUUGUGAUAGUGUGAUUCUGCCCUUUCGCCCACUAACUAUUGUCAUUGCUAAAGUUGCAAUGAAUGGAAGUAGCGACAGAUCUUUUCUUCUGUAUUGUGAUGUACAUCCGAGUGUAAAUGCUUAAUGAAAAGUAAAG